AUGAGCGAGAAGGAAACGACAUCCACCCUUAACGACGGCGUUGCCACCAGCAAAGCGGAAUCACCAAGGGGCUCUGAAAGCCCCGUGAAUCUUGCUGAAAAGCCAGGAGAUACAACGGAGGAUACAAUGGAGGAUACGGGGCCAGAGUACAAGCGCGAGGUCCAUGGCAUCAAGUGGGCCUUGACCGUUGGUGCCGUUCUCUCUUGCGUCUUCCUUUACGCCCUUGACACCACCGUGGUGGCAGACAUACAGCCGAACAUCAUCGCAUCUCAUGGAAACUUCCAAAAGUUCCCAUGGCUCGCCACAGCCUACGCCUUGCCGGCUACUGCGCUGGUGCUCAUCCAGUCUACGACGUACGCGAUAUUUGACAUCAAAUGGUUGUACUUCGGCUACGUCGUCUGCUUUGAGAUUGGCAGUGCCAUAUCCGGUGCAUCGCCUACAAUGGACUCUCUCAUCGUCGGGCGCAUGAUUGCUGGAAUUGGUGGUUGCGGCAUCUACGUCGGCUCCAUCACUUUCUUCAGCGUUGUCACCACUCCCAAGGAGCGCCCUAUGUACAUUUCUCUGAUCUCUCCCACAUGGGGAAUUGGCACCGUCCUAGGACCAAUCGUCGGCGGCGGAUUCGCAGAAAGCAGCCUUGGGUGGCGAUGGGGAUUUUACAUUAACCUUAUAAUCUUCGCGGUUGCCGGGCCCAUCCUGGUCUUUGUCUUGCCUUCCAUCGACUUCGCCAAAGGGCAGACUGCUAAACAGAGAUUGGGUCAAAUCGACUGGCUGGGACUAGGCGUCUGGACCGGAUUAUGCGUCUCUUUCUUCAUGGCCAUCACCUACGGCGGGACCCUAUUUGAAUGGAAGUCUCAUAGCAUGAUCAUUCUUUGGGUCUUCGUGGUUGUUCUGGCUAUCAGCUUCUUCCUGACGCACAAAUUCCAUCCUUUCGUUGAGAAGAACAAUCGCCUUUACCCCAGCCACAUGCUCCGAAACUUCAAGUUGGGAAUUUUACAGUUCGCCACAUUUUCUGCUGGAUCGGCCGUGUACAUUCCCAUCUACUACCUCCCACUUUACUUCCAGUUCGCGAGGGGUGAGUCACCCGUGGAGGCCGCCGUCAAACUCCUGCCCUUUGUCUUCAUGAUCUGCACCAUUGCAAUCAUCAACGGCUUCUUCAUGUCGAAGUGGGGUUACUACAUGCCGUGGUUCCUCUUUGGCUCGAUCCUGGCCGUUGUUGGCGGUGCCCUGAUGUACACUGUCAAUGUGAACACAAGCGUCUCGGCAAUUUACGGAUACAGCGUUGUGUUAGGCAUUGGCGGCGGCUGCUUCUUCAUCACUGCCUUUGGGUGCGUCUCGGACGUUGUCGAGGCCAAGGAUAUUUUCAACGCCAUCGGUGUCAUCAGUCUUGUCCAGUGCAUUGGCAUUACGUUCUUUCCCUCGAUAAGUGGCAGCGUCUUCCAGAACAUGGGUGCUCAGUACAUCGCCCCGCUACUGCCGUCAACCUUUUCUGGUGAUCCGCGUGUCGUUCUCGCUGGGUCGAGUAGCGCAGAGUGGAAGGGCUUCUCCGAAGACGUCCAGAAGCUACUUGCAGAAGCCAUUGUCGAUGCCAUGAGUAACUUGUAUAUCAUGAUCAUCGUUGCUUGUGGUAUCACGGCCCUUCUAUCACCCUUCCUCGGGUUACGUAAGGUGGGUGGUGGACAGGUGGCAGCCAUGGCUUGA
This is a messenger RNA of Parastagonospora nodorum SN15, 1698 nucleotides long. RefSeq lists its product as hypothetical. The coding region runs from base 1 to 1698 and encodes 565 amino acids. The transcript is spliced from 2 exons. NCBI's taxonomy places the organism in Eukaryota, Fungi, Ascomycota, Dothideomycetes, Pleosporales, Phaeosphaeriaceae. Gene Ontology annotation, biological process: transmembrane transport. The record is from RefSeq and is a predicted model, not a curated record. Gene Ontology annotation, molecular function: transmembrane transporter activity.